Molecule: messenger RNA, 1122 nt
Organism: Folsomia candida
Lineage: Eukaryota; Metazoa; Arthropoda; Collembola; Entomobryomorpha; Isotomidae
Product: gastrula zinc finger protein XlCGF7.1
Exons: 1
Source: RefSeq, a predicted model, not a curated record
CAAAACCAAUGCUGCCCUCCACGCCGCACCCAUUUCAACUCCCAGGAGCGGGAGCAGUCGUCACUUUUCCAUGAGAAGUGCCCCCACUGCGAAAAAGUGUUCUUCACUCGUCAUCACUUUACCGACCACGUGAACGCGCACGAAGGUCGGAAGAACCACGCCUGCCCCAUUUGUAAAAAGAAAUUCACCACGAAAGGACAUUUGACCGCGCAUCUCUUCGUCCACCUGAGCGGCGAGGAGCGCGCGGAGGUGGCGCAGGGUUGGCGACACGGCUGCUACUUCUGCAGCAAACGGUUCAAAAAGCCAUUCGAUCUCAGUCGUCAUCUUGUCGUCCACACGAAGGAAAAGUUGGGCGGAAGGUGUCGCAUUUGCCGAAAAACGUUCUCUUCCAAACGAGCCCUGACCAGUCAUCGGUUCCUCCACCUCUCCGAAGACGAGAAGGUCACUCUCGUGAAGCAGGGGCCGAGUCGAGAAUGCCUAUUUUGCCAGAAGAAAUUCCCCGACAACCGCACUUAUCAUCGCCACCUAGUCUCCCACACGAAGGAGAAACCUUUUCCCUGCGACCAAUGUGGGGCGCUGUUCGGUUUGAAAAGUAACUUAACCAUGCAUGCGCCCAUUCACAGCGCGGAUCCGCGACCCUUCAAGUGCACCGAGUGCGGACACGCUUUCACUCAAAAAGCAAAUCUGGUCACCCACAAGAAGACGGUUCACUGGAGACUGAAGAACUUCGCCUGUCCCGAUUGCGCCAAGAAGUUCGGGACGAAGGGUGCCAUGGUGCAACAUCUGAAGGGUGUUCAUGCCAAAAUUCGGCACCCCUGCCCCCACUGCGGGAAGCCUAUCUUGGGAUACAUUUGAAGAAGGCUCAUCCCCCAGAAUGAAGUCCGUCAUCUUUCGACUGACCCUUCGUCAAAUUAAGACAUAUUUCCAGUCUAUUAUAUUUUUUUAUUUUCCUGAGUUCACUAUUGAUGAGAUUAUUCUUGUACGACUGAUGAAAAUGGUAUAAUUGAAUGGUAUAAAUCGUGUAAACAUGACGCAAUGUUUGUUACCUUUUUGACCAUGACGUGUUUUAAGUAUGUUUGUUUUAAGUUUUCUCCAUGUUUUAAGUAGUAAAGUCAUUCUAUU